Messenger RNA from Egretta garzetta (little egret), 4484 nucleotides. It is a transcript of the gene RAB11FIP2, whose product is annotated as RAB11 family interacting protein 2. The coding region runs from base 71 to 1603 and encodes 510 amino acids. The transcript has 5 exons. NCBI's taxonomy places the organism in Eukaryota, Metazoa, Chordata, Aves, Pelecaniformes, Ardeidae. Gene Ontology annotation, biological process: regulated exocytosis. Gene Ontology annotation, molecular function: small GTPase binding. Gene Ontology annotation, cellular component: endosome; phagocytic cup. The record is from RefSeq and is a predicted model, not a curated record.
AAGUGCCCUUACGCGGGAACUGGGAGGCUGACAGACUUUGCCUUUGCGCUUGCUGCUGCGAUCCCCAAAGAUGAUGUUAGCAGAGCAAGCCCAGAAGUGGUUCCCAACUCACGUGCAAGUUACGGUCCUUCAAGCCAAAGGUCUGAAGCCAAAAGGUAAAAAUGGCAGCAACGAUGCCUACACCAUCAUACAGCUGGGCAAGGAGAAGUAUUCCACCUCGGUGGCCGAGAAGACCCUGGAUCCCAUCUGGAAAGAAGAGGCCUCCUUUGAGCUCCCUGGAUUACUCAUGCAGGAGAAUCCAGAAAAAUACAUCCUCUACCUGAUUGUCAUGCACAGGUCGCUGGUGGGGCUGGACAAGUUUUUGGGACAGGUGGCGAUAAGUCUGAAUGAUAUAUUUGAGGACAAGCAAAGAAGGAAAACAGAGUGGUUUCACCUAGAGUCCAGACAAGGGAAGAGAAGUAAAGACAGAGGAGAAAUAAAGGUCAAUAUUCAGUUUAUGAGGAAUAACAUGACAGCAAGUAUGUUUGAUUUGUCAAUGAAGGACAAAACCAAAUCCCCUUUUGCUAAACUAAAAGACAAAAUGAAGGGGCGAAAAACCGAUGGGACAUUUUCGGAUACAUCCUCUGCAAUCAUCCCAAGUACUCACAUACCUGAUGCAAAUGUAGAGGUAUGUAGUGGCGAAGUACAAUUGAAAUCAAAACCAAAAAAACCUUUCCUUUUGGGACCUCAGCGGCUAUCAUCGGCUCAUUCGAUGUCAGAUUUAACGGGAUCGCAUGUCUCCUCAGAAAAAAUGAAAUCCAGCACAGUUGGCUACUCUCAUCUUUUCAGGCGUCAGCUUGAAUCUUUUGGUUCAGUUGAUGAAGGUGGGAGUCUAAAAUCUCCACAUAGAAGGACAUUAAGUGUUGAUACUUCUAAAAUGAACCAGCUUGACAGCACAGCUGAUGAAACUGCACUUGAAGCACAAAAUGACCCAUUUACCAAUGUGAGUGCUUCGUUACCCCAAAAAUUUGCUACACUGCCAAGACAGAAGAAUCCGUUUGAAGAAAGCCCAGCAACAUGGGAUCAAAACAUAAGUCUGUUUUCCAAACCUGUUGAAAUCAGAAAAGAAAUUAAAAAAGAGAAAAAAGAGAAAGUUAGUCUUUUUGAAAGAGUGACUGGAAAAAAAGAUAGCAAGAGGUCAGAUAAACUUAGCAAUGGGGGAUCAGACAGUUCUACUGACUUGAAAUCACCUAGCACGUUUGGUGAAACUCAUCAGGAGAGUUUUGAUUAUGAUUCCACUAAUCCGUUUAUGACAAACUUCAAGCCUACAAGCAUGUUGCCAUCUUCAAGUUUUAACGUGAAUCCUUCUGGCAAUGAGGACCCCAGGAAAACAAUGGAUGGAAAUCCUUUUGAUGCCACUGCAGGAUACCGCAGUCUUACUUAUGAAGAGGUUUUACAGGAGCUGGUGAAACAUAAAGAGCAACUUAAGAAGAAGGACACCCAUAUUCGUGAACUUGAGGAUUACAUUGAUAAUCUUCUUGUACGAGUAAUGGAAGAAACACCGAGUAUUCUCAGAGUGCCAUAUGAACCUUCUCGAAAAGCUGGCAAAUUUUCCAAAAGCUAAGAUAGUGAUAUUUCAUGGUACUUUCUGCUGAAUAUAUUAGUGGAAGGAAAUCACACUUUAACAUUUUGACUUCUCUUCAUCCCUUUUCUCUUAAGAAAUUCCAGGAAUCAGGGGAGGAUGGGGCUAUGGCGUGGGGUUUUUUUGUUUGUUUUUUACUCCAAACACUAGCAGGGACUGCCAAAAGUAAUAUUCUGUUAGAUUACCUAAAUAACUUUUUUUUUUUCUUUUUGAAAACAUCUUUAGGUACAGAAUAUUUACAGUAGAGUUAAUAAUACACAUUAAAUAUGUCCAUGCAGUAAUAGCUUAGUGUUCACCAUGUGGCAGUUUCAACUGGGAAGCCUGUGCUGUUUUCUUGAAUGAUUAUUGAUAUUAUGCAAAUAUAUCAAUUCUGGUAGUACAGCAUGCCAUCAAAACCACUGUUUUCAAGCCAGUGUAGUACGCUUUACUGAACCUAAGUGUGGUUUGUUGCAAUGGAAUGUAGUUUGUUCUACACAUAUUAGAGGAAAACAGUGAUGCACAAUCUUUGCAGAGUAAAUGCUGUAUUCUGUACAUUGUGCUUUUUAUAUAACAAUGUAAAAAAUACCCUGCCAUUUCAGCAAUGGCACAUGCUGGAAUCAGUUAUUUUACACUUAAAUGCUGAAUUUUGUGUAUAAUGACUGAACUUUGGUAGUGAGCUCAUGACAUAAGGUUGUUUUGAGGAACUUUUUGUAUGAAGUUAUUGCAUGCUUUUUUAUACGUUAAAGUAUUUGAACAAUGUUAAUAGAGUCGGAGGUAGGACUGGAGAAAAGUAUGGAAUAAAGAUACAAAUACUUUGUUCAGUCAAAGUCUACUACAGUGAAAAUGUAGGAGAAAUGAACAGACUGACUUAAAUAGAAAUGAUAAUUCAAAAAAUAGAGAACUGACUCAAUUUAAAGGUUGAGUUUUACAUGGUAUAUAUCUGGUUUAGGUUUUUUAAAUCUUAUGACAAUGAAGUAUAUGCCUUUACAAAUAGGCUAUGCUGCUUAAACACAUAUAGAGUACUUAGAAAGGCUUUUCAUUAAAAAAAAAUCUGCAUUCCUUGUAAGUAUUUCUAAAAGUCAGUUUUCAUUGAGGAAAAUGAAAGAAGAAUGUAGUAAAUGUCUUCCUGAUCAUUUAAUAGUUGUUUGUAAAAUGACAUAUGAAAAAGAUAUCUGUUAUUCAAUAAAUUGGCAAAAUAUAGAGUGAUGAACAUAUAAUGGGAAAAUACUGUAGGAGAAGAAUCCUCACAAUAUUGACAUAAAUAGGUUUUGAUUUUAAUUUCCUUCUUAAGAUCCUCAGUUGGAUUGUCUGCUGCUGUGAAACAGUAAAAUGAUAUUAAAAAGAAGUACAGAGAAUAUUUUAGAUUUGGAUUUAAGAAAACUGACUGUCUUCUCCUCUUCCUCCUCUCCUUAUUUUCUAUACCUGAUUGUUUCUUUUUUUACGGCAUCAUGUAAUGGUGAUUGCUGAGGAGGAAAAAAAGCUUAAAAUUAAAUUCCAUUUUUUUGUUGUUGUUGUAAAAGAUCUAAAUAUGUUUUCCUUUUUAAACAUGCAAAAAUUAGAAAUAUCUUGAAUAAUUAUGACCUGGAAAAGUUGAAGAAUGCUUUUGGCAAUGUUAGUAUUGUAUGACAGCACAGAAUUAUUCUUGUUGGAAAAAAUACUUAUUUGUACAGUUGUUCUCAGAUUUCAUUUACUUAUUUUUGGCUUUUUCUUCUUUUUUUUUUUUUUUCUUUCUUCCCUUUAUUUUCUUCUUUUUUUUUAGCAACUACCUCCCAUCCCCCUAGCGCUGUGUCCCUAAAAUGUAUGCAGUUUGAGCGUUCCCAACGCACUGUUGGGAUCCAUUAGCGUAGAUCAUUGUACCUGGAUGGAGCCCAAGUGAUUCAAGCCCUGCCUAGUGCUCUGCAUUUAGAUGUGUGUAGCACAGAAAUGGGCCCACUUCAUCAGGUAGUCUCUCCUUUGACAACCUAAGGAUUUAUCAGGUUUGGUACCUCAUAAACCAUGUGAAUGUUCUUUUGACCCACUUAAGAUCUAAAUGACUGUAAAUUUUUUGUAAUAUAUUCAAAGUGCCAAAGGUUAUGUACUAAGUUAUGGUACGUUUACUGUUGGAAGUUAGGUUUUGCACUCAGAUUUUAAUUUCCUAAUUACACCAAGAUGUAUUUCAGUUACUCAGUAUUUCCAUAAAAGUUCUUAAACAUUUUCGAAUGUUUGGCCGAAGCAAGUGGUUUUCUCAUAUUGUUAAUGGGGAAGCAUUGUGCAAUUGUUUUGAAUUCCACAGUCAUUUUCAAACUAACUGGUAUGAGACCAUCUGUAGUAUCUACAAUGAUUAAAUCAUACACACUAAUGGGGUUUAGAGAGUAAACUAACCAGAGAAUAUGCUCCGAUGACUUUUCACAUGCAAGCCAACUUACAAUUAUUAAAAUGAAACUCUACUAUAUUUAGCACCUCUGAAAUCACUUCUUUUAGAAUGUAAAUGUAGAAUAUCAAACUGCAUAAUUGACUAAAAGCAGAUCAUUUGACAUAUUUGCAUACCAAGAACGAUAAGCAGAUUAAAGGUAGCGAAAAGAUCAAUUUUUGUGCAUUAGUGAAGAAAUUUAGUGAAGCUUUGAAUGUGCUAUCUAGUCUUUAUCUGAUCUAUAAGUGAAUAAAAGCACCUUUUGUUUCUAACAGUUUGUCAAGAAAGAGGGGAGAGGGACAACAGCAGUUUAGGAAAAGGUAAGGUUACUAAGAGAGGCAGAAUGAGACAUGUACAACUAUGGAAAUAGUUCUUAUAGCUAAAAAUAUGGGCUGCUUUUAAAGCAGUUCUGGAAAGAUUACGUGCACGUCAUUUUCUGCUUAGAAAGAAAAUUUUAACAUCUUUCUGUAUUUUGAAAUUUUUGAAAAGCAUCUU